AUGGAAGAACCAGAGGCUAAUUUGGUCCAAGUUCGCAAAUCACACAAAGUUGAACAAAUGGUAUCAAAAUGGCUCCGACUUACAAGAGAUAACUCCCAAAGGAAUCGAAAUACAACUGAAGGAGCCUCAGCCACCACCACGAACCAGUCGAGCUUCCCAUUGAAAGUGUCCGUGAGGAUUUAUAAAGACUCGUUGCUGGAGUAUGGAUUUACUAUAACAGAGGAAACACCACUGUGUGUAAAGUCUGUCACUGCAGAUGGUCCUGGCGAAGGGAAGCUGUUCCCGGGAGAUCAGAUUCUAAACAUAAACAAUGUGCCGGUGGAGGACAUUGCAAGAGAACACUUAUUUAACAUUAUCAGUGAAUGUGGUAACUCUCUUGCAGUCACUGUAUUGCGAUAUACCACUGGCCCCAAGUCAUCUUUUCUUACUGAGGAAAAGCGGGCAAGGCUGAAGAGUAACCCUGUCAAAGUUCGCUUUGCUGAGGAAGUGAUGGUUAACGGCCACACGCAGGGCAACUCGUUGAUUUUUAUGCCCAAUGUUCUCAAGCUGUAUUUGGAAAAUGGACAGACGAAAGCAUUUAAAUACGAUAGCAAUACGACUGUGAAGGAUAUUAUUCUAACUCUGAAACAAAAGCUGUCCAUCCGUUGCAUUGAACACUUUGCUCUAGUCCUGAAGGAACAGUACAGCACCUCCAAGGUGUAUCUCCUACAUGAAGAUGAGAUCAUUGAGCAGGUGGUGGAAAAACGGGAACCCCAUGACUACAAAUGUCUCUUCAGAGUUUGUUUUCUUCCCAAAGACCCCCUGGACCUUCUUCGAGAUGAUCCAGUUGCAUUUGAAUACCUCUACAAACAGAGUUGCAAUGAUGUGCUGCAGGAGAGAUUUGCCAUGGAGAUGAAAUGCAAUAUUGCAAUCCGGUUGGCAGCAUUGCAGAUACAGGAAUGUAUUCUCAGCUCUAAGCAGCAUCAGAAAGUCUCCCUGAAAUACAUUGAGAAGGACUGGGGAAUUGAGAACUUUGUCUCACCAACUCUGCUUCAUAACAUGAAGGAAAAAGACAUCAGAAAGGCCAUUAACUACCAUCUCAAGAAUAAUCACAGCUUGGUUGCACCAGGACAAAAGCAGCUGAUAUCGACAGCUCAAACUCGGCUGAAUUAUCUGAACAUACUUGGCGAUCUUCGGACAUAUGGAGGAAAAAUCUUUAAUGUAACCCUGAUGUUGCAGGACAGAGAAUCGUUUGUCACCCUGUUGAUUGGAGCCAAGUAUGGCAUCAGUCAGGUUAUUAACAGUAAGCUCAAUAUUAUGAACCUGCUGACGAACUUCCGGCACAUCAGGAAGCUGGAGCUCACGUUCGAGUGUGAGAAGGUCAGCAUGGUGAAGAUCCACCUACAGGAUGUGAAGCCCCUGACGUUAUUACUGGAGGCUCACUAUGCCAAGGAUCUUGUGUGUCUGAUCGCUGGCUAUCACAAGCUGUACGUGAAGUUGGGUGAAAGUAUAUUCACAUGGCCCAGCAGCACCCAGAAUCCGCCGUUUACAAACGAGGAAGGCGAGGAUUCUCGGGGAUGCAGUGACUCGGAGUCUUCAUCUGAAAUUGACUCUUCGUUGGAGAUGUCUGCCGAAUUCCACAAACUGAGGAACGGAUACAUCCAGCCGUUGAACGAAGAAGACGAAGAGAAUGAGAAUUCAGAGAGCGAGGCAACGGACAGCGAUUACAAACGGGAAGAGGCGCUGGAAGAGAUGAGCUGCAGUACCGGAGAUACGUCGGAUAUCAACGAAGUUAGUCAGGAAAGGAGUGACUGUGAACGAAGCUGCUCUAUUGACUCAAUGGAAGAACUGGACGUCGAAGUCUCAGCGAGCAACAUGUUGUAUCAGCAAUCGCACUGUGAUAUUUCUGAAGAGGUGGCAGAGGAAGGCAAAGGUUCCAUCCCUGCAGGAAGUUUAGAUAAACCACUUACGCGGAAGAAGUGUACGACGGAAUCUAAGGACAGCUUGCUUCACCUUUCAGAGGCAGAGGACUCCUUGACUUGCAUCAACGUUCUAUCUGAGAGUUGCAACAGUGCUACAGAGGAGAUGGUGGCUGGCUCUUCGCAUGAUUUAAGUGACAAGUCCCAUUCUACUGAAGGAAUGGAAAGUUGCAACCAGUGCCAUGAAGACAUCAGUGGCAAGGCUGAAGAAGGGCCUGGGCUCAACAAUUGGACAGACAGCAUCUUGCUAGCUGAGCUGCCACCAGAGACGCCAGCUCCUGACUGUGAUAUGCUUGUCGAUGUUCUAAACAUUCCUAUUCUGGAUCCUCCUCCCGGGUUUGGAGACAGCAGUUCAGAUGAUGAAUUUUUUGAUGCAGCAGAUAGAUUGACUCCUGUUGAACUUCCCGUUACCAUUGGAACAGGAGAAGACUUGGAGCCUGUCGACAGCAAUGGCAAGGAAUGUGAGUGGAAUUUGUUGAAAAUGCCAAGGGAUUAUGGUAAUGGAAUGAACAGCAAGUCAGGGGAUCCCAAGGAGGAUGAAAAUGACCACACAAGACAUUCGACGAACACGGAAAAACAAGGUUAUUUCACACACAACGACCUUCUUUAUGACAUAAAGCAUGAUCUUCCUCAGAGUUUUUCAGGUGAAAGUAAAGAUCAUAUGUGCUGUUACGAAAGGGAUAAUCAUGUAUCGGAGAUCCAGCAAUCCCCAACCCUGUCUUCUUUGAAGAGAAUUGAGAACGAGCCUGCUCUGAUGGAAACAAAACCAAUUGGGCCAUUGAAAUCCAUCCCCGUCUCCACCAACAAAAAGGUCACUUCGGAUCUGAUGGAAAUGGAGCCUGACACCAUGGAAACCAAGUCUGUGACAGAGUCAAUAAAAAUUGUUUCCCCAGUUUCUGCUACACGUUACAGGGGUGAGCCAGGUACUAAAGAGAAUUGCACAGCUUCAACAGUUGGGAAAUGCCGUACCGAGGGAGGAGAGAUCACAAACCAAUGUCCUUUGAAUAAUAACCAAUCCAGAAAAGAUUGCCCCCAAAUUAAUGAGUCAAAUGUAAUUCUGGAGCUUGGAGAUAACUCCUUAGAGAAUCAACCGAACAAGAUCAGACAGUUUAUAAUACCUCAGGUCUGGAUAAUGAUGAACCAUACGACAAUAACCAACAAACUGCAAAUAAAACAAGCGAGGGACCCAAUGAACAGCUCAAAGCAAAUGGCCAAAGCAAUAUAUAUUCCUCAGAAAAAUAAGGAAAUAGAGAACGUUGAGAUGAAUGAUUUUUCGGGGCAUCUUUGCAAGAUACAGAAACAGAGAAUCAAACAAGUCUCUGAGUCUCUUCUACUCUUCCCACAAACCGAUGUGGACAAGGUCAGUGGAGCACAGCGUUCAACACUUUGUUCACAAGACAAAGACCUUUCUCAGGAAAUAUGCUUGCCACCACGCACAUCAAAGAAGCUGCACGAGGUAGAACAGCAAUGCUCAUUGACUCAGGAAUCUUGUGGCAGAGAGCUGGUGCCUAGACUUCCAAUCUCUAGUCAAUUAGAAUCCAUACUAAAUAACUCCAACAACUUUGAGCAGCCAGAGGAUCAACUGGACAGCAGUGUUGAGUUUGAGAACUCUGUUACACUCACAAUGGACUCCGCGGGUAAUGAGCUGCCUGUGGGCGGGAUGGAAGCCUGCAGUUGCCGGCUGGUUUACCAGAACUGCUUUAGGGGAUCGGUCAGUGACGUUAAUGAUGACAAAAAAGAUCCAGAACCUUCCACGGAAUCCCUGUCGCCAAGGACCAUUCCACCUUCUUCCGGAAGUCCGUUAUCCGAGUACCAUAACACUUUUACGAGAAAGAGUGACGAAACUGUGCUCAGUGGCUGUCUUCCCGGUCACCUUGAAAUGAACAGUACAGUGGGAGGUGUGAAAGAGAAAGAUAGUCUUCUGUCACAGUUCAAAGAUAAAAGAUAUAAUAUGCCAAGUGGGUUCACUUUGGUACAGAAUGAUAUCGCGGAACUAUGCAAGCUUUUGAAGGAAGAUUACAGAGCAAGUCACACAGAAGGAGAUUGUGCAAUACUUUCCUCAAGAAACAAGCAGACGCUGUACACUGAAUCCAGGAAGCUGAUGUCCACUUGUCAGAAGGCCGUCAAAAUAGAUCAAACACCAGACCAAAUGCUUAUGGGGGUUUCUGAAAGUUUCCAGACCCUUGCACGACUAACAGCAACAUGUCUCCGGUUCACAACCUGCAUGCGUUGCAUUGAAUGUCACACAGAAGUAGUCGCUAACCUGAAACGGGUUAUCUGUAUUUAUAAAACAUUUGUACGAGCUUCUGAAAAUGCAUGUGGCAAAGAGUUGGAUGAUAUGAGUGUCAAGUUACUGGCUCGAGAAUGUACUGAACUGACUGCUAGUGUGUUCUGCCUCACCCGGCUGUUCACAAGUGCUCCACCUUUGUAAUAUGAAACGACCAUGUUUGUAAGGUUUUUGAGCCAUGGAGGAACGCAAAUAAAUGUUGUUAAAAUAAAUUCGGAAGAUGCUGCAUAAAAGCCAUUCCACAAGUCCAGAAAUCCAGAAGUUGCCUAACAGCUCAGAAAGUGGGUUACAGAACUUUGAGAGCACCUUUAUCAAACAGAA
Callorhinchus milii (elephant shark) is the source of this 4566-nucleotide messenger RNA. Its product is annotated as FERM and PDZ domain-containing protein 1. The record is from RefSeq and is a predicted model, not a curated record. NCBI's taxonomy places the organism in Eukaryota, Metazoa, Chordata, Chondrichthyes, Chimaeriformes, Callorhinchidae. Bases 1 to 4389 code for a protein of 1462 amino acids. Gene Ontology annotation, molecular function: protein binding. Gene Ontology annotation, cellular component: cytoskeleton. The transcript has 16 exons.